This is a messenger RNA of Lottia gigantea (owl limpet), 588 nucleotides long. RefSeq lists its product as hypothetical. Lineage: Eukaryota; Metazoa; Mollusca; Gastropoda; Lottiidae. The record is from RefSeq and is a predicted model, not a curated record. The coding region runs from base 1 to 588 and encodes 195 amino acids. The transcript has 2 exons.
AUGAUUAUCGCUCACGCUCCAAAAACUUAUUUUGGUUCAGAUAUACAAAAAUCAUUGGGUUCUCUUCCUGGAUUUCCAGGAGAAAAAAAUCUUCCCGGUCACAAUUACACUGGUCCAGAUGAUAAGAUUACAAAACAAAAAUUAGACAUUCAACAAUUAAUAGAUAACAUUCCAGGAGAAAAUGAAGAUACGUUUCAACAGGAAUUAAAUGCUCUGGAAACUAAACUUAACUGUGAAUUACAAAAAGAACUAAGAAAUAUUAAACAACAAAUACAAAACAUAGAUGAUAGCGAAAUCCAAACCUUUAUUCAACAACAAAUACAAAAUAUCGAUGAUAGUGAAAUUAAAACCUAUAUUCAACAACAAAUACAAAAUAUUGAUGAUAGUGUUAUUCAACAACAGAUAACCACUAUUAAUAACCUAGUCUUAAAACAGCACAAGAAUAUAGUCGCAUUAGAAAAAUAUCUCAAGAAAGAAAAUAAAUCAAAUUAUUUCAAUCUUCCAUUUGGAAAUUUGGGACGUGAUGAUGGUUCUAUUACUGAUAAUUUUAAUCUAAAAGAGUGUGAAUAUAAAAAAAUAUGGAUUUAA